Hypanus sabinus (Atlantic stingray) is the source of this 1341-nucleotide messenger RNA. RefSeq names its product zic family member 3 heterotaxy 1 (odd-paired homolog, Drosophila) (gene zic3). Gene Ontology annotation, biological process: central nervous system development; regulation of transcription by RNA polymerase II. The record is from RefSeq and is a predicted model, not a curated record. The transcript has 3 exons. Lineage: Eukaryota; Metazoa; Chordata; Chondrichthyes; Myliobatiformes; Dasyatidae. Bases 1 to 1341 code for a protein of 446 amino acids. Gene Ontology annotation, molecular function: RNA polymerase II cis-regulatory region sequence-specific DNA binding; DNA-binding transcription factor activity, RNA polymerase II-specific. Gene Ontology annotation, cellular component: nucleus.
AUGGCGAUGCUGCUCGACGGUGGCCCCCAGUUCCCCACGCUGGGAAUGGGUGGUUUUGGGAGUCCCCGACACCAUGACAUGACUAACCGCGAGCCGGCACUGGGGUUCGGCCCUUUCUGCGACUCGCCUCACCCUGGAACCUUCAAGCUCAGCCCGGGGUCUCAUGAGAUUUCGGCCGGCCAGAACUCUGCUUUCACCCCGCAGGCAUCGGGCUACACCGCCGCUUUGGCUCCUCACGCCGGCCAAGUUGGCUCCUACGGUGGGACGCCGUUCAACGCCAGCCGGGAGUUUCUGUUUCGCAACCGGAGCGGCUCUCUCGGGGACUCGGCCAACGCGGGCUCCCAGCAUACCCUCUUUAGCUCUCCCGGAGGGGGGAUGCACGGACCCCCGGCUAUACCGGACGCCCCAGGACAUCUCCUCUUUCCAGGACUUCACGAACAGAAUUCCAACCACUCGUCGGCCGCCGGGCACGUCGUGAACGGUCAGAUGCGCCUCGGAUUGCACGGUGAGUUGUUCGCCAGGGCAGACCCUUACCGGGGCGUGAGCAGUCCGCGGGUCGAGCACUACUCGACGGCGCAGCUGCACAACUACAACCCGAUGAAUAUGACGAUGGGGAUGAACGUGACGCGGCACCAGAGACCCGGGGCGUUCUUCCGCUACAUGAGGCAGCCCAUCAAACAGGAGUUACCCUGCAAGUGGAUGGACGAAGUUCAGAACAAUCGCAGCAAAGCCACUUGCGAACGGACUUUCGGCAGCAUGCACGAGCUGGUAGCCCACCUCGCCGUGGAGCACGUCGGCGGGCCCGAGCACACCAACCACAUCUGUUACUGGGAGCACUGUUCCCGGGGAGGCAAAUCCUUCAAGGCCAAAUACAAACUCAUCAACCACAUCCGCGUGCACACGGGUGAGAAACCUUUUCCGUGCCCCUUCCCAGGAUGUGGGAAAAUAUUUGCCAGGUCUGAAAACCUGAAGAUCCACAAAAGGACCCACACAGGUGAAAAGCCGUUUAAGUGUGAGUUUGAGGGCUGUGACAGGCGAUUCGCCAACAGCAGUGACCGCAAGAAGCACAUGCAUGUGCACACAUCAGACAAGCCCUACAUCUGCAGAAUGUGUGACAAGUCCUAUACGCAUCCCAGCUCCCUUCGUAAACACAUGAAGGUUCACGAAUGCCAGGGUUCGGAUACAUCUCCCGCGCCCAGCUCCGGAUACGAGUCCUCCACUCCCCCGGCCUUGCUCUCCUCAAACAGUGAAGAUCCCGGCAAGAGCGCGGCGCCACUCGCACAGAACCAUCCCAGUCACAACCCGCCGCUGCCGCCUAAUUUUAAUGAGUGGUACGUGUGA